This is a messenger RNA of Protopolystoma xenopodis, 1062 nucleotides long. The record is from the annotation of a GenBank genome assembly. Lineage: Eukaryota; Metazoa; Platyhelminthes; Monogenea; Polystomatidea; Polystomatidae.
AUGCCAACGUUUCUUGCGAUCGCGUCGCUAACUCCUUUAUGCUCUGCCCCAGGUUCGCUUUUUCUAUAUGGCUUUGCCACCUACAAUAGAAUGGCACUUGCCGACAACAGACCAUCAAAGCUUCAACAGCGACUUGAUAAUGCAGUUUCUGAAUUUAGAUUCUACGAGGUGCACCAACUCCAUAAGACCAUAUACUUUAGAUAUAUAACUCGUAGAAAUUAUUCAGAAGCUCUUAAAUCCAUAUUAUCAGGUGCCAUUUUUCUGCUUGAUAAUGAACAGUGGGAAAGUGGAAUCGAUUUAUCUUGUCUUGUUCUUGAGGUCUACACAAAGAGUGGAAUUGAACUCGGUGAGUCACACCUCAACCAGUUAUGUGAAUUGCUUCGACGAAUGACUUCACCAAGUGACGAAAGGGAUACAUUUAUAUCCAAAACCCUCCAACUUUUGCGUCCCAAUAGAGACCUAUUUUCUGUCUUCAAUGAAUACCUUGGACGUAAACUUUGGCAGGAAGGAAUGUUCGAGGAAGCUAGGACCAGGAUAAUGAUGGCUGCCAAUGGCUACGUGGCUGGUCGUUUUCUUAUUGAACUUCACCAACGUUGUGGUUUUCGCUCUGAGCUCGAUCUAUUUAUCGCCCAAGCAGUUUUGCAGUUUUUAUGCAUGAAGAAGACAUCUGUCGCUGCCCUUACAUUCUACACUUAUACUCGUGGACACCCUAGAUUAGAACCAGGACCCCCAUUUACCCGAUUUCCACUUCUAAAUUUUCUUUGGUUUCUCAUGCUCGCCAUAGAGCGUAAAUGUACACUUUCAGUAUUUUCUGUGCUGUGUGACAAAUAUAGUCUCCAGAUCGAUCGUGAUCCAACUUACGUCAAAUAUCUCGAGAAGAUAAGUCAGCUAUACUUUGGAGUUAAGCCCAAGUCGGAGAGAAUUGAUGGAUUCCUUUCUCGCUUUGUCAAGUUACUUACUGGUCCAGAUGAAGAGGAAGGUGAAGUUUCAGUCAUGGAUCAAUCUAUUCCAUCAAAGAGCCAAAGUACGAGCAAGUCUAUGAACGUGGAGGACAUUGAUUGA